AUGGCGGCGCUCAGUGAAAAGUCGUUCAAAGAUUUGACCGUGGAAGAAAUUGCCGAAUUACUUAAAGGUGAACCUAACAAGAAUACCCAAAAAUCGACAAGAGGAAGUCGCUUAAUUUUUGAUGCGUAUCUUCAGGAGAAAGGCAUUCGAAAUCCCACAACAGCCGAGGAAUUGGCGACUAUUUUGAGAAAAUUCUACGCCGAGGCGAGGAGAAAAGAUGGAAAUUAUUACACAAAAACCUCGCUUUGUGCCAUCAAAUUUGGUCUAAGUAGACACUUCAAGCAAGUACUCAAUGUCGACAUAACAAAAGACGUGGAAUUUAAUGAAGCCAACCGAGUUUAUGCAGCACAAUGUGCAGAAUUG
Molecule: messenger RNA, 363 nt
Organism: Porites lobata
Lineage: Eukaryota; Metazoa; Cnidaria; Anthozoa; Scleractinia; Poritidae
Source: the annotation of a GenBank genome assembly